UUAGACCACAUUGUCUUAUCAAGACGGCCCACUUUCCAGUGAAGUUUCUAAUGUGACUGACUUGAUACAUACGUAUACGUUAUUUACCUGCAGGCAUGUUUUAUAGCUUCUGAACUUACACCCAGAGAGAUGAGAGGAGCAGCUUUGAGUGGAUUGGUCGUCGUUCUCCUCACUGCACCAGUGAUUCAGAGUCAGAAUGGCUGGGGAGUGACUUACUCCUCUACUCCGAUCUGUGCUUUAAAAGGAUCAACAGUGGAAAUACGCUGCAGCUACACAUACCCAUCCACCACUGGUGAUGUAGUUAAGGAAAGAUUCUGGUUUACUAAAGAGAGUAAUGAUGUUUAUGUGGAUCUUACAACGGAUCCGGAGUAUUCAGGUCGUGUGCAGUAUGACUGUAAACCCAACUACUGCACUCUGAGAAUCUCAGACCUGAGAGAGAGCGACUCAGCUGUCUACAAGUUCAGGUUCACGACAAACCAAGAUGGUGGAAGAUAUACUGGUUCACCUGGAGUCACUCUGUCUGUCACAGGUCUCCAGGUGCAGGUUAUUGGAUUCUACUCAAACUGGGCAAUGCUGAAGUGUCAGAGCAGCUGUCAUCUACCUGAUCAACCUUCCUACGUCUGGUACAAUAAUGGACAGAACAUUCAGGGACAAACAUCUGAUUCUUAUUUACCCUACAUUAAUUCUGCAGACAGCUACUCCUGUGCUGUAAGAGGACAUGAGAACUCCAGCUCUCCUUCAGUGUCGAUGCGGGGGGAAAGCGGCUGGGGAGUGACUUACACCUCUACUAAGAUGUGUGCCUUAAAAAGAGCAACAGUGGAAAUGCACUGCAGCUACAGAUACCCAUCCACCACUGUUAAGGAAAGGUUCUGGUUUACUAAAGAGAAUAAUGUUUAUGCGGAUCUGACAAGGGAUCCGGAAUAUUCAGAUCGUGUGCACCAUGACUGUAAAAACAACAACUGCACUCUGAGAAUCUCAGAGCUGGGAGAGAGCGACUCAGCUGAGUACAAGUUCAGGUUCAUAACAUACCAAGAAGGAGGAAGAUAUACUGGUCGUCCUGGAGUCACUUUGACAGUAGCAGAUCCACAGCUCCAGGUACAUGUGAGGACUUCAAGAGUCGGAUCCCACCAACAGCCUGUCUGGGCAGAACUGACGUGUCAUAACAAGUGUCCGCUGCCUAAUCAGUAUUACUACAUCUGGUACAAGAACGGACAGGAAGUUGAAGAUAAAAAACUCAAUCCUAUAACAACAUCAUAUUUUCAUCUAGACGUAUUUAAUCCUGCAGACAACUAUUCUUGUGCUGUAUUAGGAUACGAGAUGUUCCCCUCUCCUCCAGUGUAUGGUCCAAAGCGUCCCUCUGUGUCAGUGAGUCCCUCUGCUGAGAUAGUGGAGGGCAGGUCAGUGACUCUGACCUGUAGCAGUGAUGCUAACCCAGCAGCUAAAUACACCUGGUACAAGGAGAAUGGAAGUCCAGACCUUCAACGUCUCAGUGAAGGACCACAGCUCGUCUUCAGCUCCGUCCUGUCCUCUAAAUCUGGACAGUAUUCCUGUACAGCUGAGAACAAGCUGGGGAGGAGGACAUCAGCAAACGUUUCUAUUAAUGUCAAAUAUGCUCCAAAGCUUGUCUCUGUGUCAGUGAGUCCCUCUGCUGAGAUAGUGGAGGGCAGUUCAGUGACUCUGACCUGUAGCAGUGAUGCUAACCCAGCAGCUAACUACACCUGGUACAAGGAGAACCAAACACUGCUUCAUGGACCAGAAGGAAAGUACUAUUUCACAUCCAUUAGCUUUAAGGACAGAGGGAACUACUACUGCAAGUCUGAGAAUCAAUAUGGACUGAUAAACUCCUCAACUCUAUCCAUAGAUGUCCAGUAUGGUCCAAAGCGUCCCUCUGUGUCAGUGAGUCCCUCUGCUGAGAUAGUGGAGGGCAGUUCAGUGAAUCUGACCUGUAGCAGUGAUGCUAACCCAGCAGCUAACUACACCUGGUACAAGGAGAAUGGAGACUCACCAAAAGCAUCAGGACAGAUCUUCACCAUCCCUGAUGUUAGACCUGAACACAGUGGGGAUUAUUCUGUGAAGCCCGGAACAGAAGAGGACGUCAGAAUUUCUGCAAUUAACCUAGGAACAUGGAAAUCAGUCAUCAUUGGAACAAUCCCUGCUGUUAUCCUCAUUGUCGUGUGUCUCUCUGUCUUCCUACUGAUAAGAAAAAAGAGAACCUCCAAGCACUUAGCCAAGCCUGGAGAUGGAUCAGACAACAGGGAACAGUCAGAGGAGCGGGAUGAACUUCACUACGCCAGUAUCCACUUCUCCCAGAACCAGACAGACCCUGUAUACUGCAACAUCAGACCAGCUGGCCUCCGCAGACACGAGGAGCAAGAAGAAGAAGACGAAGACGACAGAGUGGAGUAUUCUGCUGUCAAAUUUAACAGUGCCAGGACUCCGCCCAGAACCAGAGUGAAGCCACACAAAGACGAGAGGAGCAGCUAUGAGUUCAACAGCAGCGAGCGGUUUUGUUGUCUUCCUUCUCUCUGUGCCAGAAGCUCCACAGCUGACGUGACAGCCGGCGGUUGCCAGGGUCGAUGGCUGGCCCCCCGGCCUGUCCACCUUCACAGACCCCGCUGUGAGCUGGCUGGAGCUAUCAGCAGACUCACUUACAAGAGGCUAAUGCAGGGUCAGAACUGGAAAGUGACCUACAAUCCUCCUGAGACCUGUGUUUUAAAGGGAUCAACAGUGGAAAUAAGCUGCACCUACAGAUACCCAUCCAGGAUAAAUGGCCGUGAUACCGCAGUUGAAAAAACAAUCUGGUUUACUCGAGUAAGUGGUCGUGAGCCUGUGGAUCUGAGAGCAGACUCUGAGUAUUCAGGCCGUGUGCAGUACCACUGCGGUAAGAACAGCUGCACUCUGACGAUCUCAGACCUGAGAGAGAGGGACUCCGCCGAGUACAAGUUCAUGUUCACCACAAACCAACCAGGUGGGAGUUUUGCUGGUGAACCUGGAGUACCUUUGUCAGUCACAGAUCCCGAUCUACGGGUUGGGGUGAAACCAAUAGUCCACCAGGGUUAUACCAAGGCAGAGCUGAGGUGUCACAGCGCUUGUCGUCUCCCUGAUCAUCCUUCCUACAUCUGGUACAAGAAGGGACAAGAAAUUGAAGCAGAAACGGCUUCUUUUACAAUCUCCUUUGAGUGGUCAGACAGCUUUUCCUGUGCUCUUAAAGGACGGGAGGACUUCCCCUCUCCUCCAGUGUAUCCAGACAUGCAGGUGCACGUGCACGUAAGAUCAAAAUGGUUUUCUUCCUGGCCAGAACUGAAGUGUCACAGCCGUUGUCGUCUACCUGGUCAUCCUUCCUACGUCUGGUACAAGAACGGACAGAAAGUUCAGAAAAAAACAUCUGAUUCUUAUUCAGCCUCCUUUGAUCCUGCAGACAGCUUCUCCUGUGCUGUAAGAGGACAUGAGGACUUCCCCUCUCCUUCAGUGUGUGUCCAAGGUGAAUCCUGCAACAGAGUGACGUACACUGACAGAAGCAUCUGCGUCCCCAGAGACUCUUCAGUGGACAUUUCUUGCACGUAUAACAGUUACCAAGAUCAAGUUGAAUCCAAAUUCUGGUUCAGUCCUGAGCGUAAUCGAGGGCAGAAUCCUUCCCAGCCUGGAGACCUUAGUAAAGACCCCCAGUAUUCAGGUCGUGUUCAGGUAGAAACAGAGAGAGGACGCUCCACUCUGAGAAUCUCUGACCUGAGAGAGAGCGACUCAGCUGAGUAUCACUUCAAGUUCAUAACACCAAGCUUUGAAUGGAGGAGCAGUUUACCUGGAACAACUCUGACUGUCACAGCUCUCCGGGUUAAGGUGAGCAGAAAACUAGUCUACCAUACUUAUACCUAUGCAGAGCUGACGUGUCACAGCAGCUGCAGUCCAGCUGAUCUGCGUUCCUACGUCUGGUUCAAGAAUGGACGGAGAAUCACGAAGGAGCAAAGUUCUUCAUAUAAAGACCGGUUUUAUCUCGGAGACAUCAUCUCCUGUGCUUUGAAAGGACAUGACAAUUACAGAUCUUUGCCAAUUUAUGCUUUGAAGAUUCCCUCUGUGUCAGUGAGUCCCUCAGGUGAAGUCAUGGAGGGCAGUUCAGUGACUCUGACCUGUAGCAGUGAUGCUUACCCAGCAGCUACUUAUACCUGGUACUUGGAGAAGCAAAAACUUCUCAACAAAGAACCACAGCUUGUCUUCAGUACCAUCCUGUCCUCUGACUCUGGAGAAUAUUACUGUGCAGCUGAAAACGAGCUGGGAAAGAGGACAUCUGAACCCAUCUUUAUUAAUGUGAAAUAUGGUCCAAAGCGUCCCUCUGUGUCAGUGAGUCCCUCUGCUGAGAUAGUGGAGGGCAGUUCAGUGAAUCUGACCUGUAGCAGUGAUGCUAACCCAGCAGCUAACUACACCUGGUACAAGGAGAACCAAACACUGGCCAGUCCACUUCAUGGACCAGAAGACAUCUGCUAUUUUCCGUCCAUCAGCUCCAAUUACAGAGGGAACUACCACUGCAAGUCUGAGAAUCAACAUGGAGAGUUAUCCUAUAAGUCUGUAUUUAUAGAUGUUCAGUAUGGUCCAAAGCAUCCCUCUGUGUCAGUGAGUCCCUCUGCUGAGAUAGUGGAGGGCAGUUCAGUGACUCUGACCUGUAGCAGUGAUGCUAACCCAGCAGCUAACUACACCUGGUACAAGGAGAAUGAAGACUCACCAAAAGCAUCAGGACAGAUCUUCACCAUCACUGAUGUUAGACCUGAACACAGUGGGGAUUAUUCCUGUGAAGCCCAGAACAGAAGAGGACGUCAGAGCUCCACCUUACAUCUGAUUGUUGUAGCAGGAGCAUGGAAAUCAUCAGCGGUUGGAACAAGCACUGCUGCUGUCCUGGCUGUCAUACUGCUCUCUGUUUUUAUGUUGGCUAGAAAGAGGAGGGCUUCCAAGCAAUCACCUGAGCCUAAAGAGAAACCAAAACCCAGGGAACAGUAUCUAACUACUCAGAGAGCGCUGGCCAGUGGGCUGGAGGACAUUCACUAUGCCAGUGUCCAGUUCUCCAAGAAGCAGCCAGAUUCCCUCUACAUCAGACCCGCUCGGCUCCACAGACGGGAGGAGGGAGACAGCGUUGUGUACGCUGCGGUCACAGUUUAGAGAAGUCAGACGGGGAGGAUUCAGCUGCAUUGUACAGCACAAUCAACAAAAAACCCGCUGAACACAGAAGGAAUCUCCAGCCUGGUAUUUAUAUUGACUAGUCUGUUUAUUUAGGCUGGUAACCAUUGAUUGUAUAUAUUUCUUUGUGAAAAUACAGCAUUAAGAAAACCAUACAUUUCAAUUUUACAACAAUACCAAAAUUCCUUUUAAUUGUAAACUUAAUUUAUUUUACAUGUCUUUUGGGAGUCUAAUUAUUUAGAAGUACAUUUUAUGACACCAUGUUAUUUUGACGUUUUAACCCCCAGCAGAUACAACCCUCUACACUUGAUUGUUGUGUGUAACAAUCAAACUUGACCUGAACUAAACCUUAGUAUGAAACCUUUUCACUUGAAAUGACUGUGUCAUUGUGAGGCACUUUGGUGCAAAACAUGUUUGCUUUAACUGCCCUAUAAAUGAAAUAAACUUGACACGUAUGCAGGAUAAUGAA
Molecule: messenger RNA, 5632 nt
Organism: Etheostoma spectabile (orangethroat darter)
Lineage: Eukaryota; Metazoa; Chordata; Actinopteri; Perciformes; Percidae
Exons: 27
Coding region: 130-5145 (1671 amino acids)
Source: RefSeq, a predicted model, not a curated record